This is a messenger RNA of Durio zibethinus, 3706 nucleotides long. Its product is annotated as ATPase 11, plasma membrane-type. Gene Ontology annotation, molecular function: P-type proton-exporting transporter activity; ATP hydrolysis activity; ATP binding. Gene Ontology annotation, biological process: proton export across plasma membrane. NCBI's taxonomy places the organism in Eukaryota, Viridiplantae, Streptophyta, Magnoliopsida, Malvales, Malvaceae. Gene Ontology annotation, cellular component: membrane. The record is from RefSeq and is a predicted model, not a curated record.
AAGCUGAUAGCCUGAAAUUCCCAACCAAUCCCUUGAAAAAUCUGAAAUUCUAGAAAAACCCUUAGGGUACAACAUCCCAGCAGCACAGCCCCUGGUACAACACGAGAGAAGCAGAGUGGGUGGUUUUGAAUUUUUACUAGAAAGUAAAAAUGAAAAAUAAAGAAAAGCAAGAAUAAAAACGAGAAGUGACGGUUACUGGACAUAAAUAUAACAGUGCCACUGCUCUGCAUGCGGUUCUUCUUCUGUGUUUGGGCUUUUGCUUUGUUUUUUUUUUUUUUUGUUUGUUGUAGAUUUGAAGUUGUUGGGUUGUUCUCAUUUUUGUUCCUGAACAACAAUCUAAAUUCAAGAUUAACUCUUUGAAACUGGCAACUUAAAGUUUUUGUUUCUAGGAGUUUUGAGCUUUAGAGGAAGAAAGAUGGGGGACAAAAAUGAAGUCUUGGAGGCUGUGUUGAAGGAAACUGUGGAUUUGGAAAAUAUACCCAUUGAAGAAGUUUUGGAGAAUCUGAGAUGUAGCAGAGAAGGUCUUACUACUGACGCUGCUGAGGAAAGGCUGGCCAUUUUUGGACACAACAAGCUUGAAGAGAAAAAGGAGAGCAAAUUCUUGAAAUUUUUGGGUUUUAUGUGGAAUCCUCUGUCAUGGGUUAUGGAAGUUGCCGCUAUCAUGGCCAUUGCUCUUGCAAAUGGAGGAGGCAAGCCGCCAGAUUGGCAAGACUUUGUUGGUAUCAUUACUCUGCUUAUCAUCAACUCUACCAUCAGUUUUAUUGAGGAAAACAAUGCUGGUAAUGCAGCGGCUGCUCUCAUGGCUCGUCUUGCUCCUAAAGCAAAGGUUCUUCGAGAUGGAAGGUGGAGCGAGCAGGAAGCUGCUAUUUUGGUGCCCGGGGACAUAAUAAGUAUCAAACUAGGUGAUAUUAUUCCUGCUGAUGCCCGAUUGCUUGAGGGUGAUCCACUUAAGAUUGAUCAGUCUGCACUAACUGGAGAGUCCCUCCCUGUAACAAAAGGACCUGGUGAUGGUAUUUACUCUGGUUCUACUUGCAAACAAGGAGAGAUUGAAGCAGUGGUUAUUGCUACUGGUGUCCAUACUUUCUUUGGGAAGGCUGCUCACCUUGUUGAUACUACUAACCAAGUUGGCCAUUUCCAAAAGGUCUUGACGGCAAUAGGAAAUUUCUGCAUAUGCUCUAUUGCAGUAGGGAUGAUAAUAGAAAUAAUUGUCAUGUAUCCAAUUCAAGACCGGCAGUACCGUCCUGGAAUUGACAAUCUUCUUGUUCUUCUCAUUGGUGGAAUCCCGAUUGCCAUGCCUACAGUUUUGUCAGUUACUAUGGCUAUUGGUUCUCAUAGGCUAUCUCAGCAGGGGGCUAUCACAAAGAGAAUGACUGCAAUUGAAGAGAUGGCAGGCAUGGAUGUCCUUUGCAGCGAUAAGACCGGAACUCUGACGCUGAACAAACUUACCGUUGACAAAAAUCUUAUUGAGGUCUUUGCCAAAGGAGUAGAUGCAGACACUGUAGUUCUAAUGGCUGCCCGAGCCUCUAGAACAGAGAACCAAGAUGCAAUAGAUUCUGCGAUAGUUGGGAUGCUGGCUGAUCCAAAGGAGGCACGUGCUGGCAUUCAAGAAGUACACUUCCUUCCAUUCAAUCCUACAGAUAAGAGAACAGCUCUAACCUAUAUUGACAGUGAUAGUAAAAUGCAGAGAGUCAGUAAAGGUGCACCAGAGCAGAUCUUAAAUCUUGCAUACAAUAGGUCAGAUAUUGAGCGAAGAGUUCACGCAGUCAUUGAUAAGUUUGCAGAGCGAGGUUUACGAUCUCUUGCAGUGGCAUAUCAGGAAGUUCCAGAUGGAAGGAAAGAGAGUUCAGGUGGCCCAUGGCAGUUCAUUGGUCUCAUGCCUCUCUUUGAUCCCCCUCGGCAUGACAGUGCAGAGACAAUUAGGAGGGCUUUGAACCUUGGCGUAAACGUCAAAAUGAUUACAGGAGAUCAACUGGCAAUAGGAAAGGAGACUGGGCGCCGUUUGGGCAUGGGGACCAACAUGUAUCCUUCAUCUGCUUUGUUGGGACAGGACAAGGAUGAAUCUAUAGCAGCCUUGCCAGUUGAUGAACUAAUAGAAAAAGCUGAUGGCUUUGCUGGUGUUUUCCCAGAACACAAAUAUGAAAUAGUAAAACGCUUGCAAGCCAGGAAACACAUCUGUGGCAUGACUGGUGAUGGAGUUAAUGAUGCUCCAGCUCUUAAGAAGGCUGACAUUGGUAUAGCUGUCGCUGAUGCAACUGAUGCAGCACGUAGUGCUUCUGACAUUGUCCUUACAGAACCCGGACUUAGUGUCAUCAUCAGUGCCGUCUUGACCAGUCGUGCCAUUUUCCAAAGGAUGAAAAAUUACACUAUUUAUGCAGUUUCUAUCACAAUCCGUAUUGUGUUGGGAUUCAUGCUGCUGGCCCUCAUCUGGAAAUUUGACUUUCCGCCAUUCAUGGUGCUUAUCAUUGCGAUCCUCAAUGAUGGUACCAUUAUGACAAUAUCGAAGGACAGGGUCAAACCAUCACCUCUACCAGACAGCUGGAAGCUGGCGGAAAUUUUUACUACUGGAAUUGUUCUUGGUAGUUACUUGGCAGUGAUGACGGUUAUAUUCUUUUGGGCUGCAUACAAAACAGACUUCUUUCCACGCACAUUUGGGGUGCCGACUCUUGAGAAAACGGCUCAUGAUGACUACAGAAAGCUUGCCUCAGCUGUGUAUUUGCAAGUGAGCAUUAUAAGUCAGGCCUUAAUAUUUGUAACACGAUCUAGAAGUUGGUCUUACAUUGAGCGUCCAGGUUUACUACUAGUGGUGGCUUUUGUGGUAGCUCAGUUGAUUGCUACACUUAUUGCGGUCUAUGCGAAUUGGAGCUUUGCUGCAAUUGAAGGGAUUGGAUGGGGUUGGGCUGGUGUGAUCUGGCUCUAUAACAUAAUCUUCUAUAUCCCACUUGAUUUCAUCAAGUUCUUCAUUCGCUAUGCUUUGAGUGGCAGGGCCUGGGAUCUUGUUAUUGAGCAGAGGAUUGCGUUCACAAGGCAAAAAGAUUUUGGAAAAGAACAACGUGAGCUUCAAUGGGCACAUGCACAGAGGACAUUGCAUGGUUUGCAGGCUCCUGAUACCAAGAUGUUUACUGAGCGAACCCAUUUCACAGAGCUCAAUCAAAUGGCCGAGGAAGCCAAAAGGAGAGCUGAAAUUGCUAGGUUGAGAGAACUCCACACACUGAAAGGUCAUGUUGAAUCAGUGGUUAGAUUGAAGAACCUUGACAUAGGCACAAUUCAGCAAGCUUACACAGUCUAGGGGAAUCAUCCAAAGGCAUACUCGUAUGCACAAUGACAGCAUUUACCUGCUGUGAGAAGGCAAAAUCAGCAUGUUCUUGGUUGCAUCAUGUGAGAUGGAAAAGAUCCUAUUUCUCGCAAAUAAGGAGUGCUACAAUAACCUUUAUCUAUGUAUCUUUUACCGUCUCCACCAACAAGGAAGCUUAUUGUUUUAUGGCAUUUUAUGUUUAUAUUAGUGAGCCCUCUGGCCUUUUCAUCUUUUUGUUCUGUUGUAUUAAAACAAACUCUAAUAGUCGGUUAGUUAUUAAUCAACCCUAAAUGAACUGUUUGGCACUUAUUUGCAAGUGAUCUUAUAUAGAUGAAAUGUUGUGUGAUGGUGGUACUCUCACCAAGUUUGGACUUGCAUAAAGAGUUAAAAUUUUCACCAGGGAUUUUAGUAAUG